Molecule: messenger RNA, 4502 nt
Organism: Mytilus californianus (California mussel)
Lineage: Eukaryota; Metazoa; Mollusca; Bivalvia; Mytilida; Mytilidae
Product: baculoviral IAP repeat-containing protein 2-like
Exons: 7
Coding region: 72-1100 (342 amino acids)
Biological process (GO): regulation of cell cycle; positive regulation of protein ubiquitination; negative regulation of apoptotic process
Cellular component (GO): nucleus; cytoplasm
Molecular function (GO): ubiquitin protein ligase activity; cysteine-type endopeptidase inhibitor activity involved in apoptotic process
Source: RefSeq, a predicted model, not a curated record
UCACAUGAUAUUAUUAUAUUUAGAUUCGCACAUAUUUCCGUCACAUUUGUAAAUGUUAUGAUAUGUAAAGAAUGACAGACACUGCAUUACCAGGAACUUUCACAAAUCUCAACGGCGUGAAUUUUACAGGGAAUGCUGGAAACUUCUUCAAUCAAAAUACACGAAGUGACACAGAUAGUAGGACUUCAACAUUUAACAAUUCUCAAAACUCCAGAAAAGGACCUAAAUAUCCACAAUACUCCAUAACAUGUAUCAGAUUGUCAACAUUUCAAACAUGGCCAACCAGUAUUCAACAACACCCAGAAACUAUGGCAGAGGCUGGUUUUUAUUAUACAGGUAACAAUGACCAUGUACGAUGUUUUCACUGUGGUAUAGGACUACAGAACUGGGACUCUGAAGAUAAUCCUUUUGUAGAACAUGCUAGGUGGUCUUCAGAAUGUCAGUUUCUCAAAGACAAGAAGGGUUUAGACUUCAUUGCUACUGUACAAGAUGCUGUCAAGAGAGUACAAAUGGAGGAGGCACUGAACACAGAUGGUGUAGCAGAGACUAUUGAGAGUGACUGUGAAGAAGAUGGAAAUUCAAGAUCAGAGGAUAGAGGCAGAGAUGUCUUACCUAGUGGUAAACCUCCUUCAAAAGCUGAGAAAAAGAACCCGCUGUUAACAGACGCUGCUCAGAGCAUAUUAACAAUGGGAUAUUUACCUAAGGUUAUCAGGAUCGUUGUGGACAGAGUUCUUAAAGAGAAAGGUUGGGCUAGCAUGUCAUCUCGAAGAUUAAUGGAAGAAAUAUACAAAAUAGAGGACAGUGGGGAAAUACCAAGAUCCGAAUUAUCUGUACCAAUGAAUUCAAAGUUUAAACAUUCAUUAGUAAGCAUAAAAAAGGGUUCAAAAGUUGUUCCAAGAGUUGAAGUAAAGAAGAUAUCACAAGAAAAUCAAGAAAUGAAAGAACAGACACAGUGCAAGAUUUGCUGUGAAAUGCCUGUUUCUAUUGUGUUUUUGCCCUGUGGUCAUAUAUCGUCUUGUUCCCAAUGUGCCCCAGCCUUGAAAUCUUGUCCUGUAUGCAGGUCAGAAAUCAAAGGUUCUGUCAAAGUUCAGUUCAAAUAACCAAGUCAUGUAGUAGCUUAUCUGCCAUUGGUGUUUCUUUUUUAAUCUUCUGAAAAUAUAUAUUAUAUACAGGACUAUUGUGUAUUUACAUAUUUUGGCAAAACGUCAAAACACAAUAUACACUAGAAUACAAGUUUUCCCAAAUCCAUGAAAUUUGGUAAAUAAAUGAAUAGGCAGUAUUUGUUGCUUUGUAUGCUUAUUAUACACAAUAUUAAUAUUUUUAUGUCAUUGCUGAAUUUACUGGACAUCACAGACAUUUUAAUUGACAGAAAAGAAAACAGUGCAGGGAGGAAGGAAUACAAAUUUAAGUGUAGGGAUGAAUUUAAUUGGUUGAAUUGUUCCAAAGAUUUUCGAAGCUUUUAUGGACAAGAAAUUUACAGCUAUGUAUGGAAGAAUAUUUCAAGUCUGAACCUUACUGUUUGAAAGCUAUUGUGAAGACUUAUUAUCUCCCCUUGAUUGUUGUUAUACUCGUAUGUUUUAAUAAUAUAUAGAACGAGUACAAUUUCUUGAUAAUAAAUAUUACACAUUUAUUUUCAAUUACUGAAUUGUGAUGUUUUAAGAAACAAUAUAAAGACAAAGGACCAGUUUAGAUCUAGAACGAUCCUGAGUUAAUGAUAUGUAUAAUAUAUCAUGUAUAUAGUGGCACAUAACAAAUGUCAUUGCAUCAGUUAUACUAUUAACAUCAUCAUAUUUGUUAUUAAAUCAUAUUUUUUAUUAGAUCAUAUCUAUUUUUAUCAUCAAUAAGUAGUAGAUACAUUUCAAUUAUUUGAUGAAAAUUGAACAUCUGAUUAGUCCACCAUGAGAAUAUUAUUAUUGUUGACCUACAUGUAUAAUGUAAGUUGUUACCCAACAACUAUUUUAAAACUUGAAAUACUUAUUUUCUUAAUAUUUUGUGUAAAUUUAGUGAGUUAUUUCCAUUCUUUACAAUUUGUUUCUCCUGUAUACGGGAGUGAAAAAUGUAUAUGAAUGUAAUUUGUUAUGUGUUCAAGUUGAAACUUGUAUGAGAAACAUUUUGAUUUAGUUAUUUCCUGAUCACAAUCUCAAAGUUGUUAUCUCUCCAAUAUCAUUUGAACUCUAUUAAUAUUUUUGUCAAAGUUUGAGUAUAUACAAUAAAAUGCCCAAUAUAAGAGGGGUAUGAACCCCUUUCAAGUAAAUAAUAUUCCCAUCCAAACCAAAUUUUUUAAUGAUAAAAUUGAGAAUGGAAAUGGGGAAUGUGUCAAAGAGACAACAACCCGACCAUAGAGCAGACAACAGCCGAGUCUGCAUUUGCAUGCAGAUACUUGCAGACCAGGAGACGCUCACACUGUUAAUGCACUUGUUCAUACAUCAAUUAGGAGUUAAUGGGAUUCGCUCAGGUCUUAACUUUUGAUUUGCCAUAUGUUUAUUCCAAAUAUGUUUUAAGAGUUUAGAAGAUCAAUAAACUUGUGUUGCCUUGAUUUUACAUACCAUAUGUCUAUGAUAUAUUAUAGUGAACAUAAUUUUUAUCUGCACAGACAGUUUGCUUUUCACUUUAUACCUAAUUUCCAAAAUUGUAAAUCUUGUAUAUAUAUUGUAUUGAUUCUGAAUUGUAGUAUUUAGCCUAUGGUAGUUUACUUAUUACUUUUAUAUUUUAAAAGAAACAUUAAUGGCAGAUAAAAAGUGAAAAAAUAUGGGAUGCCCAUAUUACUCACAACAUGUAUCAGCUAACUUUUGGAUGUGUUGAGAAAUUUGGAAAUGAUGCUUUAUGAUCAUGGGUUUCUCAUCACUCCCAGUUAACUGCUACAAGCUAUCACCGAUGUGUUCAUGUCAUUACUAGUCUUUCAAUGCCUUUGGCAGAAUGGCCUGAAGUUUUACUUUUUUGUUGUUUGUGGUUUUUUUACACAAGUUUUUGUUUACAUUUGUUUAACUUACUUUUACAUAAGUUAUCGAAUUAAGUAUGAAACGGGUAUCAUAUAUAAAUACGUUAUAGUCAAGAUUAUAUUUUUGUUUAUUAUUUUAUGAGUUGGAUAGAAAAGGCCAAUAUUUAUAAGACAAGAAAUAUGCCUCUCCUAUUUUUUUUUAUAUAAAAUGAAGUGUCCUUAAAGUAAGUUCCUUAUUGUACUCAAAAGGUUUAUGAUAUGUAGAUGUCUGUGAGGACAUACAAAGAUGUAAUACCUAACAAUUUUGGUGGCAGUUGUCAAUAUCCUUCAGCCAAAGUUCUUAAACGGUAUUAUAGAUUUGACAUCUAUAAUAAUACUGUAUAGACAAACUAAAAUAGGGCAUCUCUGAUGAAGGUUCCCUGAGAAAACACUAUGUUUUCCGAAUACCUGAAACAUUGAUAUCUACCUAUCGAGUGGUUUAUUAUCGAUGUAAGUGGUAAUAUUGAUUGAUUGAUUGUUGGUUGCUUAAAAUAAAGGGUCAGAUAUUUCAUGCAUUUCUAGGAAAUUCAAGAUUAUAAAAAUGUACAAUAUGGGGCAAAAAUUAAAGGUAAGAAAUAUAGUCAAAGCUUUGUGUACAAAAUAUUGUCAUACUGUUAUGUAUAAGAUAAAUUCUUCUAAUCAUAUUCUGGUCCAAACAUAAAAUGCUAGGUAUGAUCAGUAGAAAAUAAGGCAGGAUUUCUUCAAAAAUUUCCCUAAAAAGUGUUCUAACCAAAAUUAACAAAAUGUGGUGAAAAGUUAAAAGUACAAAUAUAGACCAAAUGUAAUCUACAGAUGUGUACAAAGUACAAAAUAUGGUCAUAAUGUAAUGAACAAAAACAAAAGUUGUUUUAAUUCUUCAUAACAUUAAAUAUGGUCAAAAUCUAGUGUGCAAUGUAAGGUAAAAUGAUCGAGUACAAAAUGUGGUCAAAUCUUAUUUCGAAAAAUGUGAUCAAAUAGUAGCAUACAAAUAUGUUCAAUGUUAAGGCAUAAAUAUGGUCAGAAUUUAAUUUAAAAAUGUCAAAAACAUCUGUCAUUUCCUAAUUUAUUGAGUAAACAACAUGUAAUGCACAAACUUGUUUUUUAAAUUGUCAUAAAUUAUGCAGAAAAGGUUCUGACAUGAAUACACACAUAGCUACUACAUGUUUUGGUUAUCACAGAAAAAUGUUUAUUUCAGGAUUACACAUUUUGUAUAUCGGGAAAGUUGUAAGUAUUUAUGCUUAGCCAAGAAACAUUCACUGGGUGUCCUUGUUGUAUCUUUACACAACACCAAGGCUAUGUUUUAUGCUUUUGCGACUACAUUUUGUUGCUGUGUUACAAACACAUACAUUUGUUUUGUAUAUGUGCUUGUAGAAUAAAGCACAAGAGAGUGUUCCGCAUAAUGUAAGAACACUAUGGAUUUAGUUCAGUGAUACAUUAUUGCAUAAGGCACUUGAUUUUUUCUUUGAAAUGAUGAGUCUUUCGGAUGACAGGCAGCUUAUUUUUAUUCGUUAGUUAUGUUAAUAAACGUUUUUCGUGAUUUAAAGAA